This is a messenger RNA of Stylophora pistillata, 1518 nucleotides long. RefSeq names its product clarin-3. Lineage: Eukaryota; Metazoa; Cnidaria; Anthozoa; Scleractinia; Pocilloporidae. The record is from RefSeq and is a predicted model, not a curated record.
ACUUGUACGCGCCAACAAGAUAAUGUCUUCCAAAAGUAACAGAAAACAAUUAUAGCCACAUAAACUGAAAAAUCUUCAAGUACAUCUCAAUUCAAUUUUGUCGAUAUGGCAACUAUUUUUAAACGCAGUGGUACAGCCGUUACUGCAGCAGUUUUCGCUUUUAUAGCGUUUGUGAUGAUCGUAGCCGCGUUGCUUUCUGAAUAUUGGGUUAUGGCGGAUCUGGAACGUCGAGUCAGAAAUUCAACGCAGACAGGAGGGUCUAAACACUUCGGAAUGUUCAAAGGUGUGAGCAAGCAGGAUUUUGGACUCGGCGCUAGAGAAAGAGACUUUGAAGUCAAAGAUGAGUUUGAAGGUGUUGCUAAUGAUAACGUCAUGUGGGCAACAGUGGGCUUCUGUGUUCUCAGUUUACUUGUCAUCUGCAGAGUGAUUGGACUUUCAUGUUAUAAUGAGUUCACCAAGCCAGACCUAACCAUCUGUGGUACUAUUGGGAUAUAUAUUUGUUGUGGAGUUGCAUUUCUCUUUGUAAUGAUAUCCACCUGCCUAUUUGCUGCAUUGUUUGAACUUCAACUGAAGAAAAAUGUUCUACGGCCUCAAGAUCGAAGACGUGGGUUCUCUUCCACGGACAAAGCUCAGCUGGGAUAUUCUUUCUGGAUUUUAUUGGGUGCUGCUGGUGUUAUACUCAUUUGUCCAAUAAUUAUUUUGAUUAGAAAAGUUCACUGCACAUAUUGCUUUAAAGCAAAAAAGCAUGAAAUAAGCACUGUAGAUGGAGUAAUGCUGUAUUAGUUUUGUGCUCAAAGCAUUGAUCUGUAAGUUAAGCUUUAAAUUAAUAGGAGAGGCCAAUGUGCAAAAAACUAGUUCACAUUUUGUAUAGUUUUCAUUUAACCCUGUGCCAAUCAUUCAGAGAUUCUUAAAAUCUGACCCCAACUACAGCAAAUGUAAAAACAUCUCCACAUUAAUGUUCAUACAACUACAUGAAGACGGCAAAGUUUCAGUUUGAAGAGUGGGGUUAAUCUUGUCCUAAGUUAGUUAUAUCAUUAUUUAUUUUAAAUUUAUUUAUUACAUACAUGUAAGAGUUUUAUACAAUUAGUAAUUAAUAUAGUUGAGUUUACAGCCAGACAACCAAAUGAACAGACAGGCAGGCAGGUAACUUCCAAUGAUACAAGAUGUAAUCUAGCCUGGAUUUCAAAGAUUUUUUCUGUUUAAUGGGAUUGUAUUCUUUAUUAAGAGAUAAUAAGCAAAUCAGCAGAUUAUGUUGAAUGAUGAAAUAAUCAAUAGCAAUUGCAUUAUUUAAAAUAAAUAAAUAAAUUAAUAUUUUAUUUAUGUUAUGUUCAAGAUAAAAAGUUUGGAUACUUAGGGUAUUUUCCUAGGAAAUUAGCUAUUUCACCUUAAAUAAAGCUUGUAAGAAAAAUAAUGCACUGCAUUAUGCACAGGGGUGGCAAUAGGGGUAAUUUCUACUUUCAUUGAGUGAUUUUUACAUUAAAAAGGAAAGCCAGUAAAAUAAAGACAUUCCUUGAGUGA